UCUUUCAUAUGUAGUUGUUAUAAAUUUAUUUAUUUUGGAUUAUGAAGAUGACUUAAUUCAUUGAGAGAAUUUUUUUGAAACAAAACCAUAUACUACGUACCGCUCCAUCUCCGCAUUUGUUUUCAUAUGCUAAUUCAUUUGUAUUACCACAGUUAACACAAAAUGGCCAUUCAUCCUCCACCCAUGUUUGUUAUAAUUAUUAUAAUUAAGAUACUAUUUUUAUCACUCUCUCAAAUUUCAUAUGCAACCGAUACUAUGACCCAGUCUACAUCGAUUCCCGAUGGAAGAAGCUUGAUUUCUAAGGAAGGAACAUUUGAGUUGGGUUUCUUCAGUCCAGGUAGUUCUUCAACAAACCGAUAUGUAGGACUUUGGUACAAAAAUAUCCCAGUUCAAAGAGUGGUUUGGGUUGCGAACCGUGACAAUCCGAUUAAAGACAACUCAAGCAAGUUGAUCAUAAGUCAAGAUGGAAAUCUGGUGCUUGUCAAUCAAAACGAGUCUCUCAUCUGGUGGUCAACAAACAUAACAACAAAGGCUUCAACUUCAAGUCUCGUUGUCCAACUUUUGGACAACGGGAAUUUAGUACUCAGAGAUGAAAAAAAUAACAAUAACAAUAAUAAUAAUAAUAGUACUGGAGAAAGUAGUUUUUUGUGGCAGAGUUUUGAUUAUCCAUGUGAUACGUUAUUAGCGGGAAUGAAGAUUGGAAUCGACAAAAGAACAGGUCUUAAUAGAUAUCUCACUGCAUGGAAAAAUUGGGACGAUCCAUCUUCGGGAGACUUUAUUGAUAUUUUGGAACUUACGAGCAACCCUGAGACCAUAUUUUGGAAGGGCUCAACAAAAUACUACAGGACAGGACCAUUGAUCGGAGGUGAGUCAAGGGGUACGGUCGGAUUGAGGAAUAAUCCAAUAUAUGGUUUUAAAUAUGCCAACAAUCAAAAUGAAGUGUAUUAUAUGUUUACAAUCAAGAAUAUUUCUGUGAUCUCCGUAGGUGUUAUAAACCAAACUCUUUCUGUUCGUCAACGUAUCCUAUGGGUACCUGAAACGCGAACAUGGAAUGUUUACCAAUCAUUGCCAUUAGAUAAUUGUGAUGUUUACAAUAUUUGUGGGGCAAAUGGAUAUUGCACCAUUGAAGGAUCGCAAACAUGUCGAUGUUUACAUGGAUUUAAACCAAAAUCACCUGACCUAUGGAAUACCAUGGAUUGGAGUCAAGGAUGUGUACGGAGUGGAAAUUGGAGUUGCGGAGGAGGAGUAAAAAAUAAUGACGGUUUUCGUAAAUUUAUAGGGAUGAAAUUUCCUGAUACAACAAAUUCUUGGAUUAAUGCAAAUAUGACACUUGAAGAAUGCAAGACCAAAUGCAUAAACAAUUGCUCUUGCACAGGAUAUACAUCCUUAGACCCAAUUGGAGCAGGCAAGGGUUGCUCUAUCUGGUUGGGUGAUCUUAUUGAUUUAAGAUUUGCACAAGACGGACAAGAUUUAUAUGUUCGAAUGGAUUCCGCAUAUAUUGAUGCUAAACAUGGACUACGGAAAAAGGUAAUUCUGACCGUUUCAAUCACAGUUUCAACGGUUCUUGUGAUGUUAUUGGCACUCUCUUGCGUUUAUGUAACCAAAGUGAAGUAUAAAGUGACAAAAGUAGAAACCGUGUUGACAAAAAAUGAAGAUCAAGGGGAAGAUGAAGAUUUUGAGCUUCCUAUGUUUGACCUAACAACAAUAUUCAAGGCAACCAAUAACUUCUCAAUCAACAAUAAACUCGGUGAAGGUGGUUUUGGACCGGUAUAUAAGGGUACAUUGCAAGAUGGUCAAGUAAUUGCGGUAAAAAGACUUUCAAGAAAUUCAGGACAAGGAUCAAAAGAGUUUAAAAAUGAAGUUAUAUUGUGCACUAAAUUGCAACAUCGGAAUCUUGUUAAGGUUAUUGGUUGUUGCAUUGAAGGAGAGGAGAAAAUGCUACUCUAUGAAUACAUGCCCAAUAGAAGUCUUGAUUCAUUUCUAUUUGACCCAGUUCAAAGUAAAUUCAUAGGUUGGUCUGUGCGCUUUAACAUCUUGAAUGGAAUUGGACGAGGACUUCUUUAUCUUCACCAAGACUCUAUAUUACGGAUCAUACAUAGGGAUUUGAAGGCAAGUAACAUUUUACUAGACAAUGAUAUGAAUCCAAAAAUUUCAGAUUUUGGCAUGGCGAGAAUGUUCGGAGGUGAUCAAAUCGAAGGGAAGACAAGUAGAAUAGUCGGAACAUACGGAUAUAUGGCACCUGAAUAUGUCAUUCAUGGAUUAUUCUCUAUAAAAUCAGAUGUAUUUAGCUUUGGUGUACUAUUGCUAGAAAUCAUAAGUGGAAAGAAAAAUAGAGCACUUACCUACCAUGAACAUGAUCACAAUCUUAUUUGGCAUGCAUGGAGAUUGUGGAAACAAGACAUUGCACAUGAACUAAUUGAUGAUUGUUUAAUAGAUUCAUGUAGUUUACCCGAAGCUUUACGUUGUAUUCAAAUUGGUCUUUUAUGUGUACAACAUGUUCCCGAUGAUAGGCCAAAUAUGACAAAUGUGGUUAUGAUGUUGGGUAGUGAAAUUACUUUACCACAACCAAAAGAACCUGGUUUCUUAAAUCAAAGAGUCUCAAUUGAAGAAAAAUCAUCUUCUAGAAGCGAAACACCUUCAUUGAAUGAUGUUACUAUGUCACGAUUAAAUGCUAGAAAAGUGACAAAAGUAGAAACCGUGUUGACAAAAAAUGAAGAUCAAGGGGAAGAUGAAGAUUUUGAGCUUCCUAUGUUUGACCUAACAACAAUAUUCAAGGCAACCAAUAACUUCUCAAUCAACAAUAAACUCGGUGAAGGUGGUUUUGGACCGGUAUAUAAGGGUACAUUGCAAGAUGGUCAAGUAAUUGCGGUAAAAAGACUUUCAAGAAAUUCAGGACAAGGAUCAAAAGAGUUUAAAAAUGAAGUUAUAUUGUGCACUAAAUUGCAACAUCGGAAUCUUGUUAAGGUUAUUGGUUGUUGCAUUGAAGGAGAGGAGAAAAUGCUACUCUAUGAAUACAUGCCCAAUAGAAGUCUUGAUUCAUUUCUAUUUGACCCAGUUCAAAGUAAAUUCAUAGGUUGGUCUGUGCGCUUUAACAUCUUGAAUGGAAUUGGACGAGGACUUCUUUAUCUUCACCAAGACUCUAUAUUACGGAUCAUACAUAGGGAUUUGAAGGCAAGUAACAUUUUACUAGACAAUGAUAUGAAUCCAAAAAUUUCAGAUUUUGGCAUGGCGAGAAUGUUCGGAGGUGAUCAAAUCGAAGGGAAGACAAGUAGAAUAGUCGGAACAUACGGAUAUAUGGCACCUGAAUAUGUCAUUCAUGGAUUAUUCUCUAUAAAAUCAGAUGUAUUUAGCUUUGGUGUACUAUUGCUAGAAAUCAUAAGUGGAAAGAAAAAUAGAGCACUUACCUACCAUGAACAUGAUCACAAUCUUAUUUGGCAUGCAUGGAGAUUGUGGAAACAAGACAUUGCACAUGAACUAAUUGAUGAUUGUUUAAUAGAUUCAUGUAGUUUACCCGAAGCUUUACGUUGUAUUCAAAUUGGUCUUUUAUGUGUACAACAUGUUCCCGAUGAUAGGCCAAAUAUGACAAAUGUGGUUAUGAUGUUGGGUAGUGAAAUUACUUUACCACAACCAAAAGAACCUGGUUUCUUAAAUCAAAGAGUCUCAAUUGAAGAAAAAUCAUCUUCUAGAAGCGAAACACCUUCAUUGAAUGAUGUUACUAUGUCACGAUUAAAUGCUAGAUAGAUGGAUAAAUUAGUAUAUAUAUUGUACCAUCAUGAUUGUAUAACUUUAUAUUCAAACUUAAGCAUUCAUAAUUCAUAUGUACAAUUUGGUUUAUCUGUAAGUUUUGUUUCCGUUCUACAAAAUUAUGCAUUUGUUUUGAGAUCGAUGUGGAAAGAGUGGCUUGACAUGAAUAGAGGACAUGAAAAUAACAAUAG
Trifolium pratense (red clover) is the source of this 3935-nucleotide messenger RNA. Its product is annotated as G-type lectin S-receptor-like serine/threonine-protein kinase At4g27290. Gene Ontology annotation, biological process: protein phosphorylation; recognition of pollen. The transcript is spliced from 12 exons. NCBI's taxonomy places the organism in Eukaryota, Viridiplantae, Streptophyta, Magnoliopsida, Fabales, Fabaceae. The record is from RefSeq and is a predicted model, not a curated record. Gene Ontology annotation, molecular function: ATP binding; protein serine/threonine kinase activity. Bases 163 to 3741 code for a protein of 1192 amino acids.